Durusdinium trenchii is the source of this 2876-nucleotide messenger RNA. NCBI's taxonomy places the organism in Eukaryota, Dinophyceae, Suessiales, Symbiodiniaceae. The record is from the annotation of a GenBank genome assembly.
AUGGCGGCGCACCGCGGCAGAACCGCUACGCGUCGCGGUGUCGCACCGCGCCGUGCGGCGACGCUGCUGGCCGGCGCAGCGCUGGUCGUGGCACUGCGCAGUCGAGCCUUCGCUGUGGCUGAAUGUGGGGCGAGCGCUCAGAACGAGUGUGAAGACCGGAGCAGCCGCCGGCAAGUGCUGCAGAGCUCGUUGGCGGCAAUGAGCCUGGAAAGUGCUUUGGCACCUGCCUGGGCGGCAGAGGAGAAGGACGUGGUCUUGAACAAUGGGUUGAAGUUCCCCAAGGUGUCCUUUGGUCUGCAGAUCUACAACGAUGACACGGCCCAGCAGCUCACAGAGUUGAGCUUAUCGUUGGGCUACCGAAACUUCUUCUCUUCAGUCCUUGCGGGCAACCAGCCGGGCUUCGCCAAAGGCCUCAAAGCCUCAGGCGUUCCGAGGGAUGAGGUCUUCGUGUGCGGCUCAGUGGUGAGCAACCGCGCUCGAGGCUUCAAGCCUGCAUACUUGGCCACCAAGCGUGGAAUCUCACAGAACUUGGCAGCCUUUCAGCAGGGAGGCCUCACCUACGUCGAUAUGAUGAUGCUGGACUACCCAGGACCUGACUGCGAGUCCAUUAAGGGCCAAUGGGAAGCCUUCGAAGAGAUGCUUGCCUCGGGGAAGACCAAGAGCUUGGCGGUGAGCAAUUUUUCGCCGGAACAGCUGGACUGCAUUUUGUCCAACCAGACCGCCACGAAGCCCGCCGUGAAUCAGCUGCCCUACUCGAUCAGCUAUGCGGAGCCGCAGAUCUUAGAGGAGAAUAAGAAACGCGGCAUCCUGGUGCAAGCCUGGGCACCCCUGGGCGGCUCCACUGGAGGGAUCUCCAAGAAAGCACAGACGCUGUGUGGAGAGAUCGGGAAGAACUACGGGAAGUCUUGGGCACAAGUGGCUUUGCGCUGGAUUCUCGAACAAGGCGCCACAUUUUCGACGCAGACGCGUUCCAAGAAACACUUCACAGAGGAUAUCGACAUUUUCGACUUCAAGCUUUCUGCCGAGGAGUUUCUGCGAUCUUUCAUGAUGCCAGGGCCGAGCCUGGCGCACCCGAAGAGGUCGGCCGAACUCGUGCAGUGCUGCUUGGUGCGGCACAACUCGCUGAGCGCCCUCUACAGCGCGAGCAGCGCCUUGGGUGAGGAGCCGUCCAUGUCUGCGGUGGUGGCGCAGCUGCGACAGAUCAAGGCCUUCAGCUCACCCCAUAGUUCCGUGGCACUGCGAGCCUUGCGUGAUGGGCAGGCCCUGACAGCGCAGACCGAAGAGUCUUUGACGAAAGUCUUGGACCAGCAGGAGGUGGUGCCCAGCUGGGAGCUUCAACUGUGCAGCGCCGCACGGGUGCAGGCGCUCGAGGAGCUCAUGUCUUGGAAGAAGCUACGACUGGCCCUGUCGAAGGACAUGUCAGGGUCGAUUAUGGGUGCUGCGUCAUUGACGGAGAAGUCAUUGAGGGCCGAGCUGGGCUUGAGCUUCUUGGAAGAAGAUGCAGAGGCUAAGGAGCUCUUAGCGCAGCGCUUGGUCGCCGCUCGUGCCGAGAAGUUAGAUGAGACCACGACGGCCACGGGUUGCGCACUGCUGGCGCUGCAUGGCGUUCAGGCGCAGAAGUGGGAUGAGGCGAGGCGCUUGGUCUACCAAGGCUACGACUCCUUUGCCAUGACCUGGAAUCGCUUGCCACUCCUGGCCGCUUCCGCGCGCCACGAGCGCCUGUCCGCGCUGCCCCUGCUGCAGAGUCUGGAAGCCUUCCUCGACGCGCCGACCGAAGUGUCCGCCGGUUCUGCGACGGCCUGUUCUGCGACGUCCCGCUGCGGGUUGAGUGUGCUACAUGACAGGUUCACCGCUUGGACCGAUCAUCUGCUCUUGCAACUCGGCCUGGCGCGCCAGCGCCAUGACGCCCAGGGAGAGGCCUUGGCGUUUGCCCAGCUGGGGCAACGCUGUCGCGAGCGGCGGAACUGGACCGCGGCACAGGACAUGAUGAGGAGAUGUUUGCAGAAGCGGAAAGUACAAGAUGUACGCUUCUUUGACAACGUCCUUGAGCUCAAGUUGGCUCAGAAGGAGAAGCCCUGCGUUGACUUGUGCGCCGUUGCACGGCGGGAGCUCUCCAAGCACCAGGAGCCUGAAGCCUGCUUGCGCUACACCCUCAUCCUGGCGAAGAUCGCCAAGGAACGUCGUGCGUUCACCGAGCGGCCAAAUGCACGGUAGACACGGGGUGCGACACGUCCGGGCGAGAGAUGUUGUGGGAAACGGAUUGUUUGAACAGACCUGAAGUGAGAGGAAUUUGAUGGAAUUUGACAUAUGUUUGCGGAUAUAUCCCUGAGGAGCCAGCUGCCUUUAAUCUAUUCUGGUCCGGCGCGGCAGUGAAAUCUAUUUUCUGGAGCAUUUCAAGUGAUCUCCAAUGAUAGAGCCGUCAAGCACUUGAUUGGACAAUUAUGUGUGAUUUGUUGCUUGAGGACCGGACCGAUGCUUUUGAUUUCUCCCUCAACCUCCUGGGAACCCUUUUUCUCAACACAUCUGACAGGUUGGAGCCCAUUGUUUAACUAUAAGGAAGGUGUCAAGGGACAAACAAGUUCAUCAUUGGCAAACAGUCGCAAUGUCAGCAGAUGCUUUUGUGAAGAAAGAACCAACUGCUGGGAGAAUUGACUGACUUUGCAGGCUUUGUGGCUUGAGUUGGGUGUAGCCCCUUGAAAGUUCUCUUGGAUACAGGAUUUGUCCGUUUACGACACGCGCUCACGAGCUUUGGCGGAUUAGGAACUGCAGUCGCUGAUGGACUAAUUUGUUGGAGUUUGUUGGAGUUUGCCAGCUACUAGGAGCAAAGGACGCUACUAGGGGCUCCUGGCAUCGCUACUAGGAACAAGAAGCUACGA